AUGCAACUUCCGUUGGACCCUGGUCUGGUCAAAGGCUUUCUCGAUCCUGAUGAAGGCGCCCGUCUGUUUGAUCUGGCUUGUGAAGUUUCCCCUUUAGGUCCUUGUUUAGAGGUGGGCAGCUAUUGUGGUAAAUCGACUCUGUAUCUGGGUUCCGCAUGCCAAUCUGUAUCGGGUUUGCUGUUUGCACUGGAUCAUCAUCGCGGUUCUGAAGAACACCAGCGUGGCGAGGAGUAUCACGAUCCCGAGCUAUAUGAUGAAGUUCUGGGUCGCAUGGACACCCUGCCAGCUUUGCGACGAACCCUGUCCUAUAGCCAGCUGGAGAGCUGCGUUAUACCGCUUGUUGGUAGUAGCGCUUUGGUUGGACGAUUCUGGCAGACACCCCUGGCGAUGGUGUUUAUUGAUGGAGGACAUUCACUGGAAUCUGCCCUCAUAGACUAUCGCACCUGGUCUACUCAUAUUGUCAGCGGCGGUAUUCUGGCGAUCCACGAUAUUUUUCCUGAUCCGGCCCUGGGCGGCCAGGCGCCUUACACUAUCUAUAAUCUGGCUUUAGCCUCUGGCCUGUUUGAAGCGUUGCCAGGCACCAAAACACUGGGUGUAUUAAGGCGGAUCUAA
Messenger RNA from Symbiodinium necroappetens, 612 nucleotides. NCBI's taxonomy places the organism in Eukaryota, Dinophyceae, Suessiales, Symbiodiniaceae. The record is from the annotation of a GenBank genome assembly.